Messenger RNA from Prunus dulcis (almond), 576 nucleotides. Its product is annotated as dirigent protein 1-like. Lineage: Eukaryota; Viridiplantae; Streptophyta; Magnoliopsida; Rosales; Rosaceae. The transcript has 2 exons. Bases 1 to 576 code for a protein of 191 amino acids. The record is from RefSeq and is a predicted model, not a curated record.
AUGAACAUCUUUUUUUGCUCCCAUCCACCAAUGGCAUUAACCUUCAUACCAAAUCUCAGUGCUCUAUCCACAAUGUUGUUAAUGGUUCUAGCCGUGACUACAUCUUUGGUCCUAGCCAGUCAUGAGGUCAAAGAAACCCAACUUUCCUUCUACUUUCAAGACAUCUUUGCCGGUUCGAAUGCCACAGACAUACCAUUUGCAGGUAUUUCCGGCAAGGCUUGGACCUUCACUCAAUUUGCCACACUUUAUGCCAUUGAUGACCCUGUCACGGAAGGCUCACACCCAAACUCAGCCUCCGUUGGCCGGGUACAAGGCACCUCUAUGACAUCAGCAUUGGAUGGACUUAAUGCUCAUGUCUUGUUUUCCAUUGUGUUCACAAACAAGAAGUACAAUGGUAGCACUCUACAGAUACAAGGGAUUGAUAAGCAAUUCGAGCCAGUUAGAGAAUUAUCAGUGGUUUCAGGUACUGGAAAUUUUCGAUUUGUUAGAGGAUAUAUUACUUUCGAAACGAUUUCCGUGGACAUUCCAAACUCAUACGCAGUUAUACGAUGCAACGUUACGGUGAAACACUACUAG